Molecule: messenger RNA, 2481 nt
Organism: Vidua chalybeata
Lineage: Eukaryota; Metazoa; Chordata; Aves; Passeriformes; Viduidae
Gene: MITD1
Product: microtubule interacting and trafficking domain containing 1
Exons: 7
Coding region: 23-775 (250 amino acids)
Biological process (GO): midbody abscission
Cellular component (GO): midbody
Source: RefSeq, a predicted model, not a curated record
CAUCCCGGUCCGCGUCCCGUCCAUGUCGCGGGCGAGGAGCGAUGGCACUGCCGCGCUGGAGCGGGCCGGGGCGGAGACGGUGAAGCGGGCGGUGCAGCUGGACGUGGAGUCCCGGUUCCAGGAGUCGCUGGUGUGUUACCAGGAGGGCAUCGACCUCCUGCUGCAGGUGGUGAAAGCCACGACAGAUGAGGCGAAAAAGCACCGCUACCGGCAGAAGAUAUCCGAGUACAUGACCAGAGCCGAGGACAUUAAAAAGCACAUUGAGAAAGAGAAACAAGAUGGCAAAUACCAUAAGCAAAUCAGGAUAGAAGAAAAUGCUACAGGUUUUGGCUAUGAAAAGCUUUUCCAUGAGUACCUCACUGAGAUUGUUUCUGAAGUUUGGGUGGAGGAUCCAUACAUUCGGCAGGUCCAUCAGUUGUAUAACUUUCUACGUUUCUGCGAGAUGCUAGUUAAGGGGCCCUGCAAGGUGAAAACAAUCCACCUCCUCACUUCCUAUGAUGAGGGUAGUGGGAGGAGUCAACAGAUGACUGUCUUGGAAGAAAUAAAACAGUCACUGAGGAAUUAUGGAGUAACACUGAGUAUUGAAUUUUCGUCUUCCAUACAUGAUCGAGAAAUCAGAUUCAACAAUGGAUGGAUGAUUAAGAUUGGAAGGGGUCUUGAUUAUUUUAAGAAACCACAGGGUCGUUUCAGCAUUGGAUACUGUGACUUUGACUUGAGACCUUGUCAUGAAACAACAGUGGAUGUCUUUCAUACUAAACACACAAAGAAAAUGUGAUCAGAAAUUACUGCUUUUAAUAAGUGUUUUCAUAAGCAUAAAAAUGUAAGACUGAAAGAUGUUGCUUGAGUCCAGCUGGUUGCCCACAGAAGCAACUCUUCUAAGUACUUGGUCCAGUACUUUUAUAAUCUGUAUGUUUUAGAAUAUUUGAGACUUUCCAGUCUGAGAAAACAAAACUGCAUUGUUCCUUCUUUGUACUUCUUCUGUAAUCUUAAUACAAUCCAUGUCUAAAUUUUAUCUUGAUUUGAUAACAGACCCUCAGUAGUGGCUUUUAAAAGCCUCUUACUGCCAUUUCUGGUUUUACUGUUGAUUUUGUCUUGAGCCUGUUUUGGAUUUUAUAUCUUUAACUAACCACCUCACAAUCAUUGGAAGCUGGGCUGCCACAUGUCCUCUUUUAUAAGCAGUCUUACUUAUUUCCUUUAAUUCCUGUAUUCUAGUCAUGACUACUGUUUUGCUGGGGUUUUGUCAAUCCUGUAAUACUUUAUUUCCCAGACUUUACUAGUAAUCCCAAAUUUCGCAUUCCAUUUUCCAAGCUCUUUGCCUAUGAACGUGAUAGUGUUCAGUACACAGUCAUUUUAGGGUCGUCUUAUGCGUAAUGGAUUUUGGACUGGGAAGGCUGCAAACAGCUGUAAUCUCUUCCCUGGCACUCCUGUGUGUUCGUUUAUUCCACGAUACAUGACCAUAUACCUCAUACCCAUCCUUUGCAUUAAGUGUGGAAAGGAUGUGUGACCCUCUCCCAGUCUGACUCUCUGACUUUAAAGUCCAAUGACUGGCUUUUCAUGCCACUCUCAACUGCAGUAAGCUAUUUUGCUACUACUAAGGUAGUCCCCUAAAAAGAAUAAAUUGAAGUUUUUUCAGAAGUUGGGUACCCUUAGUAUCUCAGUUGGUCAGAGCAUGGUGUGAAUAAUGCCAAGGUCAUGUGUUUUAUCCCUGUAAGGGCCAUUCAGUUAAGAGCUGGACUUGAUCCUUGUGGGUUCCUCAAAAUAUAAAAAGUCCCUUAACUUAAAAUAUUCUGUGAUGCUAAGCAAUAUGCUAUUUAGAAUAAAGACAGUUCUCCCUUGUCAUACCUUCAGCCUUUGGAAACCAGAAGGUAUUAUCAGAAGUGCUGCUGCUUUUUUUUUUUUUUUUUUUUUCCCCUCUCUCCUUAAUCAAGAGUUCUUUGUUAGCAAGAAUCUGCCUAAGUCAUACAAUCUGACAUAAAAAACAGGCAGUGGCCUCUUUUUCAGGUCCCAUCAAAAACUUUUCAGCCUCAGGACUGACACGUGCCUUACACUUUCUGCCUUGUAAUACAAUAGGCCUCUAUAUUCUGAUAGAUUGUUUCCCCUUAAUGUACUUUAUUAUUUCAUCCUCUGUCAUGUAAUGCUGCUAUUCUUUUCCUCUUGCUUCUAACAACAAAUCUAUUCCACAACAAUCAAUAAGAAAUGGAGCUGGUCUUUGCCCUGUUUUCUGGGUCACAAUUAGCCAGUGGUCUGCCUUCUUUAUCCUUUCUCAUAAUAAUGUUUCAGCUUGGCAGUGUUGCAUCAGCAAAAUGAAUAGUAUAUGUGCCACAGAGCUGUGUGCUAUUAGUCAUUCCCCAUAACAUUCCAUAGGAGCUCGCUGGUUUACUGCUGUGAUAGGAAGUUUCUAGUCACUUGUGAAUUUUAUGCAGUUGUGUACAAUAUAUGCCUAUUUUUAAUGGGAAUAAAGGUUAUUUUUUAUUAUUUGUA